Molecule: messenger RNA, 569 nt
Organism: Diceros bicornis minor
Lineage: Eukaryota; Metazoa; Chordata; Mammalia; Perissodactyla; Rhinocerotidae
Exons: 1
Coding region: 466-564 (32 amino acids)
Source: RefSeq, a predicted model, not a curated record
AUUAAGUGUGAGUAAAAGGUGUCCACUUUUUUUAAGUUUUGAUUUCAGUUUUGUCUUGGAUAGUAUUUGGCAAGAUUUAGCCUAGAAAUUAUGUAGUAUUUAUUACGUGAGAUUCAAAUUGCUUUGUUACUGGGCUGGUUUCAAAAUUUAGAACUCAUUGCUAUGUAUCAAAAUUGUUUUUUGUUUUUGUUUUUUGUUUUUUUUUGAAAUUCUUAAAUGGUAAAUGUACCAUUGUGAGAUGAAACUGCAGCUCCAAAAGUUUACCCUUUUGCUAACUGGAGUAAAUAGAUAAUUACAGUCUUUAGUUGUAGCCAUCAAAUAAAGAAUUUUAAACUAGGCUGCGUAAGCAAGCCUUUUGCAGGGUCAAUAUUGAAUGUGAUGCCAGUGACACUGGUGUUUCUAUAAAAGAAGAAAAAGUCUUCCCUUAGAUAGAAGCUUUCUGUAUUUUGACAGUGCCAGUUCAGGAUGGCUAUAAUGCUGCUCUGCCUUCUGCAGCUUGCUGCACCACUCUGUAGUUACUCUAUAACUAUACGUCUCUAUCUUUUCUGGUUAAACACUCCCUGAAGAUG